Molecule: messenger RNA, 3135 nt
Organism: Puma concolor (puma)
Lineage: Eukaryota; Metazoa; Chordata; Mammalia; Carnivora; Felidae
Gene: FHIP1A
Product: FHF complex subunit HOOK interacting protein 1A
Source: RefSeq, a predicted model, not a curated record
AUGAUGUCAUCGGUUGCGACAGAAAGUAAACUCCAGCAGACUGUGAGCCUGCAGGGAGUUGACCCAGAAACAUGCAUGAUUGUAUUUAAAAACCACUGGGCACAGGUUGUGAAGAUCUUAGAGAAGCACGACCCCUUGAAGAACACCCAGGCAAAAUAUGGAUCCAUCCCUCCAGAUGAGGCCAGUGCCGUGCAGAAUUAUGUAGAACACAUGCUCUUCUUGCUAAUUGAAGAGCAAGCCAAGGAUGCUGCGAUGGGGCCGAUUCUGGAAUUUGUGGUCUCCGAGAACAUCAUGGAGAAACUCUUCCUUUGGAGCUUGCGGAGGGAAUUUACUGAUGAGACUAAAAUCGAGCAGCUAAAGAUGUACGAGAUGUUGGUCACUCAGUCGCACCAGCCUCUGUUGCACCACAAGCCCAUCCUGAAGCCCCUAAUGAUGUUGCUGAGCUCUUGUUCGGGAACAAGCACCCCUGCCGUGGAGGGGAAGCUGGUUGUCCUCCUCAAUCAGCUUUGUUCCAUCCUUGCCAAAGAUCCAUCUAUUCUGGAACUCUUCUUCCACACUAGUGAGGACCAAGGGGCAGCCAACUUCCUCAUCUUCUCCCUUCUGAUUCCCUUCAUUCACCGAGAGGGGACAGUGGGUCAGCAGGCCCGGGAUGCUUUGCUUUUCAUCAUGUCUCUGUCUGCUGAGAACAGCAUGGUGGCCAAUCACAUUGUGGAGAACACCUACUUUUGUCCAGUACUUGCAACCGGGCUCAGUGGUCUCUACUCUUCCCUGCCUACAAAGCUCGAAGAGAAAGGUGAGGAGUGGCACUGCCUUCUGAAGGACGACUGGCUCCUACUCCCUGCUCUCGUUCAGUUCAUGAACUCCCUGGAGUUUUGCAAUGCCGUCAUACAGGUGGCUCACCCCUUGAUUCGCAGUCAGCUUGUUAAUUAUAUUUACAAUGGGUUCUUGGUACCGGUCUUGGCUCCUGCGCUCCAUAAGGUGACUGUGGAGGAGGUCAUGACCACAACUGCAUAUCUGGACCUUUUCCUGCGUAGUAUCUCCGAGCCAGCAUUACUCGAGAUCUUCCUUCGUUUUAUCCUGUUGCACCAGCACGAGAAUGUCCACAUCCUAGAUACUCUCACAAGCCGAAUCAACACCCCAUUUCGGCUCUGUGUGGUGUCCCUGGCAUUGUUUAGAACUCUCAUCGGUUUACAUUGUGAAGAUGUGAUGUUACAGCUAGUUCUAAGGUAUCUGAUCCCUUGCAACCACAUGAUGCUGAGUCAGAGGUGGGCCGUGAAGGAGAGAGACUGUUACUCUGUUUCUGCGGCCAAGCUGCUCGCCCUGACCCCCGUCUGCUGCUCCAGCGGGAUCACCCUGACUCUUGGGAACCAGGAGAGGGACUAUAUUCUCUGGUCAAAGUGUACGCAUGAUAGUUCAGGGGCCGUGGAGCAGCCAGUGCCCCAGGUGUCGUCUCCGUCGGCCUGCAUCGUGGAGUACGGCAAAGCCCUGGACAUCAGCUACCUGCAGUACCUGUGGGAGGCCCACACCAACAUCCUCCGCUGCAUGAGGGACUGCCGAGUCUGGUCCGCCCUGUACGACGGAGACUCCCCUGACCCGGAGACGUUUGUCCAGAGUCUGACGGAGGACAGCGCCAUCGGCUCCCUCUAUCCUGUGUUCAGGCUCCCGCAGCAACUCCCCAGGAAGACGGGCUCUCCGCUGCCUCCAGGAAAGGAGAAGAGCCACACGGAGCUGGAGUGGGAUGACAGCUAUGACACCGGCAUCUCCUCAGGGGCGGACGUGGGCUCCCCCGGGCCUUAUGAUGAUCUGGAGAAUUCGGGCCCGCCGGCACCAGUCGACCCCCCCAGACACAUCCAGGAGAUGAAGAAGAACGCCAUCCUGCUCUUCAAAGGGUCCUACAUCGAAGAGUCCGACUUCCAGGAUGAUGUGAUGGUGUACCGGCUGUGUGCCGAGAAGGACUCUGAGGACACUAGGAAGGUACAGGCGGAAACCGCCAGCCCUGCAAGCCAAGCCCAGACUGAGGUUCAGGGUCCCGCCCUGAACAACGGCCCCCUGCCCAGCCCUCCGUCAGGCACGGAUUCAGAGGAGGAACACGGUAGGGACAAUUUAGACCUGUUUCCAAAUGCGUCCAAGGGACCGAAACAAGAAGAGGAGCUGGAAAUAGCCCCGCAACCGAGCCCGGAGUUAGCGUCUCCCAUCUCCGAGGCCGAACACGAUUCAAAGCCGACGGUCAUUAACCGAGGGGGUGAAGAUUUCAUCGCCCAGUAUGACCAAAUCAUUAAAGAACUGGAUUCGGGCCCUGAGGGCUUGACAGAAGAGAAUUUCCCCUCGCCUGCUGUCUUGCAUCUCAAGGGAGAGCAAGAGGGGAACGAAGAAGAGAGCAAAGGAGAAAAGGAGGACGAAGAGGAGGAGGCCGGGGAGAAGGCCCUGGAAGAGGAGGACGACUUUGAUUCUUUUAUAGCAGACGCUCCCACCAUCGACGCCGCGCCGUCCCCGUUUGGGGUGAGAGAUGAGACUGCCUUUGCCAGUCAGCCUCCCGUGAGGACUCAGAGCACCCCGUUCACAGGCCCAUUCAUCAGCGUGGUCCUGUCAAAGCUGGAGAACAUGCUGGAGAACUCUCUACAUGUUAAUUUGCUGCUUAUCGGGAUCAUCACUCAGCUAGCCAGCUACCCGCAGCCUCUCCUGCGCUCCUUUCUGCUCAACACCAACAUGGUCUUCCAGCCAAGUGUCCGCUCCCUCUAUCAGGUCCUUGCGUCUGUGAAAAACAAGAUUGAGCAGUUUGCUUCUGUGGAGAGAGACUUCCCGGGGCUCCUCAUACAAGCCCAGCAAUACCUGCUCUUCCGAGUGGACAUGUCUGACAUGACCCCUGAGUCACUAACCAAAGAUCCCAUUCAGGAUGCUUCCAGGACAGGAAUUGGCAAGAACCUUUUGGAUGGUCCCCCAAGAGUGCUUCAGCCCUUCCUGACAAACAGAGCCAAGGUGGCUGGGGUGCCCCCAAGCCUGCCCCUGCCGGUGAGGAACACCAUGCUGGCCGCUGCCCUCUUCCCAGAGUUCCUGAAGGAACUGGCUGCCUUGGCCCAGGAACACUCCAUUCUGUGCUACAAGAUCCUGGGUGACUUUGAGGACUCCUGUUGUUAG